UAACUUAGUGGAUGUGAUAACUAGUAGUAAAUCCCUUUGAAAGAUUGAUUAACGUUAUGAUGCAGCUUGUGGUGUUGUGCAUAUAACGAAGUACUAAUGUUCCAUCUUAAAUACUAAAUACAUUGUCCAUCAUCUCUCACGAUGGAGAUUUUGCGGGAUGAUGAAGAACAAGAGCUCAAAUAUAAACGUACGGGUCGUUUGGACAUGAGCCAUGGUUUCUUACACCACAUUCGAAGGAACCAGAUUGCCAGAGAUGACUAUGAUAAGCAGGUAAAGCAGGCCAAUGAGCGUCAGAGGGCCAGGCUCACCACUACCCCCCGACGCCCCCGCCGGCCAGAUAUCCAAGUGUACCAUCCUCGACGUGGAAAUGGAUCUGAGCCAGGAGUGGGUGCAGAGACUGAAGAGUGGAAUGAGAGUGGGUCGAGUACAGAGCCAGAGACCCAUGGAACUGAACUCUUCUGGCUGGACUACCAGGCUGACUCUGGCUGUGUCACCUCCUUCAUUGUACACAAGGAGGACAAGCCAGAGAGGGUUGUGGAGCGUGUAGCAGAGAAGAAUGUUCUGGACUCAGCCAUGAGGGUGGCACUGCAGGCCCGGGUUCGAAAGGAAAUGGAUAAACGUCUGGACAAACGCUGAAGGAAGUGAAUGACGUUAACAGUGAUGAGAGGGGUGAGGAGGAGUCAGAGGCCUCUGUUUACCCUCCAGCCAACCAUCUUCCUGUAUGUAAGGAAUGCUAGUAGCAGAGGACUACUGUGGACCCACAUUCUGAGAGACUGUUAACCAGGAUCUGAAUGACGUCACACAGCCACGCCGUCCCCUCUGUGCUAGGGUACAGCCAUGGGGAAAAGACUGACUUACAGAAGGGUAAAAAUGGAGCCGUCCUCACAUCUCUUGUAUUGGGCUGGCAUCUCUGACCCUGGGUCAUGUCUGUAAGGGGCCCUGUGAAACUGCCGUUGUCUUGUGGUUGAAUGGACCAUUGGCUGUCAACCUGCUCCAAAGGACAGAGCUGAGAACAUGGGCCCCUAUCUGAGCCACACCAGGGUAAGGCUGGGCAGUAUACCAUAUUUAACAAUAUACCGGUAUUGACACACGGACUGGUUUGGGGUUUUACUUUACCUUCUGCAUGGUCAAUGCAGCACAUACAACAAUGGUGAUGACAACAAUGCUGUUUUCAUUUAGCUUCUUAAUAUAAAUCUACAAGCAUUCUAUAAUUAGUUUCUGUUUGUUACAUCUGUAAACCUCUAGUUCGACUUGUUUUAGCAAGUUGGGCCUAAAUCCUGUUAGCUACUAAUGCUAAUUGCUAGCUAGCUAAUAAAUGUACUGAAUCAGAGCAAACGGAAUUAGCUAUACAGCCUGAUAAUACCAGUGAUAGUGUAGACCUAAAACGGCAUGUUUGUGCAACAGUAUCUUCUAAAUCAAAGAAGAAGCAAGAAUGUUAGCUACAUGAAGAAGUUAAGAGAAAACAUUCAAUGUAGCCACAGAUUGAACAGUCCCCUAGAAACACUUAUCAACACUUUUGUUCCUAGUUCCUACCCUGUCGCAAUAACUCGUCCCUGGCAUUUAUUCAUUGUCAUGUCAAACACUGUAUUCAAAGUGCCAACUAUUAUUCUAUUCUAUUAUUCUAUACUAUUAACUAUAGAAUUAGAAUAAUCAUUCUAUUUCCAUAAUUCCAACAGUUCACCCAAGUGUU
Messenger RNA from Oncorhynchus mykiss (rainbow trout), 1690 nucleotides. RefSeq names its product UPF0561 protein C2orf68 homolog. NCBI's taxonomy places the organism in Eukaryota, Metazoa, Chordata, Actinopteri, Salmoniformes, Salmonidae. The record is from RefSeq and is a predicted model, not a curated record.